Alternaria atra is the source of this 363-nucleotide messenger RNA. RefSeq lists its product as uncharacterized. The transcript has 2 exons. The record is from RefSeq and is a predicted model, not a curated record. Bases 1 to 363 code for a protein of 120 amino acids. Gene Ontology annotation, biological process: DNA repair. NCBI's taxonomy places the organism in Eukaryota, Fungi, Ascomycota, Dothideomycetes, Pleosporales, Pleosporaceae. Gene Ontology annotation, molecular function: catalytic activity.
AUGUCGAAGCAGCAAAAGGUCACUCCAUAUCAAGAGCGAGUCUAUACGGCCCUCCAGAUGAUCCCAGAAGGACGCGUCACGACCUACGCCGCGAUUUCAAAAGCCUUGAACAGCUCCCCUCGUGCGGUGGGUGGCGCGCUGCGCGUAAAUCCGUUCUGUCCAGAGGUUCCGUGCCAUCGAUGUAUCGCCAGUACUGGUUUCGUUGGCGGGUACAAGGGUGACUGGGAGAAGGCACCCAGCGGGCAGAACCAGGACUCGAAACUAAAGUUGCUAAAGGAAGAAGGGGUCUUGUUUGAUACCGAUGGGUUUCUGGUAGAUAAAACCUUGCUGUGGGAUGAAUUCAACGUGGAGAAGUUGAGGUAA